Clarias gariepinus (North African catfish) is the source of this 6376-nucleotide messenger RNA. RefSeq names its product phospholipase C, eta 1 (gene plch1). NCBI's taxonomy places the organism in Eukaryota, Metazoa, Chordata, Actinopteri, Siluriformes, Clariidae. The transcript has 23 exons. Gene Ontology annotation, molecular function: phosphatidylinositol-4,5-bisphosphate phospholipase C activity; calcium ion binding. The record is from RefSeq and is a predicted model, not a curated record. Gene Ontology annotation, biological process: lipid metabolic process; phosphatidylinositol-mediated signaling.
AUGGAUGGAUGCAGAAGCGUACAGUACUGUCGACACUUCCUCACAGACAACAGCACAUUUCACGUUGAGCGAUGUAUGAGUGUGAUGCAGUCAGGCACCCAAAUGGUGAAACUGAAGAAUGGCUCCAAAGGACUGGUUCGUCUCUUUUACCUGGAUGAGCACCGCUCCUGUAUCCGCUGGAGGCCUUCCCGCAAGAGUGAGAAAGCCAAGAUCACCAUUGACUCGCUCUACAAGGUCACCGAAGGUCGACAGAGUGACAUCUUCCAUCGGCAUGCCGAUGGGAAUUUCGACCCUGGGUGCUGUUUUACCAUUUAUCAUGGCAACCACAUGGAUUCUCUGGACUUGGUGACAUCCAAUGCAGAAGAAGCAAGGACAUGGGUGACGGGACUCAGAUACCUGAUGGCAGGCAUCAGUGAUGAGGACUCACUGGCCAAACGACAACGAACACACGACCAAUAUCCUUUAUAUCAGCAAUAAAAGUGGAUGAAGCAGACGUUCGAGGAGGCUGACAAGAAUGGAGAUGGGCUUCUAAACAUCGAUGAAAUCUACCAGCUGCUCCACAAGAUGAACGUCAACCUGCCCCGUCGCAAAGUGAAGCAGAUGUUCCAGGAGGCGGAUACAGAUGACCAGCAGGGGACGCUAACAUUUGAGGAAUUCAGCGUGUUCUAUAAAAUGAUGUCUUUAAGACGAGACCUCUUUCUGCUCCUCAUGUGCUUCAGUGAGAAAAAAGAUCACCUGACAGCCGAGGAGCUUGGUAACUUCCUGCAGGUGGAGCAAAAGAUGUCUAAUGUGACAACUGAGUUCUGCCUGGACAUCAUCGAUAAGUUUGAAGUGUCUGACGAAAACAAGCAGAAUGGCAUCCUGGGUAUCGAAGGCUUCACUAAUUUCAUGCGCAGUCCCACAUGCGACGUCUUUAACCCGCAGCAUAAUGAAGUCAAUCAGGACAUGGACCAGCCGCUGUGUAAUUACUUCAUCGCUUCUUCUCACAAUACCUAUCUGACUGGAGACCAGCUCCUCUCACACUCCAAGACAGAUAUGUACACCUGGGUCCUGCAGGCCGGCUGCCGCUGUGUGGAAGUAGACUGUUGGGAUGGUCCAGAUGGUGAACCCAUGGUACAGCACGGAUAUACCCUUACUUCUAAAAUCACCUUCAAAUCUGUCAUUGAGACCAUCGACAAAUAUGCCUUUAUCAAUAAUGAAUACCCAGUCAUCCUGUCCAUCGAGAACCACUGUAGUGUCCAGCAGCAAAAGAAGAUUGCUCAAUACCUGAAGGAGAUCUUUAAGGAGAAGCUGGACUUGGGAGACCUGUUGAACAAGGACUCUAAACAGCUGCCCAGUCCUAACAAUCUGAAGGGCAAGAUCUUAAUUAAGGGGAAGCGUCUGCCCCCGUAUCUGUCUGCAGAUGCCGAGGAGGGCGAGGUUUCAGACGAUGACAGUGCAGAUGAGAUUGAGGAUGAUUUCAAACUGAAGAACAGCACAUCUAACGGACCAACGCAGCACAUGUUCGAGUCCCAGAUCAGGAAAAAGCUCGACUCGUUGUUGAAGGAGUCUCAGAUUGUAGAUAAGGAAGACACAGACAGCUUCUCUAUCCGAGCGCUUCUCCGAGCUACACAUGAGGGCCUGCACAAGAACUUGAGCAAGAAUACCAAAGAAGGGCUAAAGAAGUCUCAGAGUCGAUCUUUCAUAAGCAACCUCAAGCAGAAGCGGCACUCCAAAUCAAGACUGAAAUGUCACAGCGUGGACACAGACGAUGAUGGACAGGAGACAGGAGGUCCAUUCAACAGGGGUGGACGGAGGAGAAAAACAAUAAAGCUGAGCCGAGACCUAUCUGAUUUGGUCGUCUUCACCAAUUCUGUGGUGUCUCAGGAGUGUCUGGACGAGGGCCCGGUUGUUAAUGUGCUGUCAUUCAGUGAGACACGAGCACAGCACCUGGUGCAUCAUCAAGCUGAACGCUUUCUGAGCUUUAACCAGCGGCAGCUCUCACGGAUUUACCCCUCUGCCUACCGCAUCGACUCCAGCAACUUUAACCCCCAGACAUAUUGGAACAUGGGCUGCCAGCUGGUGGCUCUGAACUAUCAGACAGAAGGACGAAUGAUGCAGCUAAACAGGGCGAAGUUCAUGGUGAACGGAGGAAGUGGCUACGUAUUGAAACCCCUACCGAUGUGCAAAGGCUCCUUUAAUCCACACAGCGAUGACCCUCUUCCAGCAUAUCCUAAAAAACAGCUGGUACUGAAAAUCAUCAGUGGGCAACAGCUCCCUAAACCACCUGACUCCAUGCUGGGUGAUCGAGGGGAGAUUAUUGACCCAUUUGUUGAGGUGGAGAUCAUUGGUCUUCCAGUGGACUGCUGUAAAGAACAAACCCGGGUUGUUGAUGAUAAUGGAUUUAACCCGGUGUGGGAGGAAACCUUGUCGUUUACUCUGCACAUGCCCGAAAUUGCACUGGUACGAUUUCUGGUGUGGGAUCAUGAUCCUAUUGGACGAGACUUUGUGGGUCAGAGGACAGUCGCUUUUACUAGCCUCAUGCCAGGUUAUAGACACAUCUAUCUGGAAGGGAUGAUGGAGGCAUCCAUCUUUGUCCAUAUCUCAGUGCAUGAUAUCUAUGGGAAGUGGAGUCCCCUAGUCCUCAAUCCCAGCUAUACCAUAUUGCACUUUCUAGGAGCUAACAAGGGCCGUCAGUUACGGGGUUUCCGAGGUCUAUUCAGCAAGGGCUCUAAAUGCUCCGUAGACACGCAGACUGUUCUACCACAUAAACGCUCUUUAGGAAACCCCCUGCUGCGCAGGACGGCUAGUGCUCCUGCCAAGGGACGCAAAAAGACUAAAAUGGUAAUAUCUGAAACAGCAACAGGCAAGGACAAGGAAGAAAACAGCAAUGGAGAUCUCAAACAACAAGCUGUUGGGAAGAGGGAGGGUCCCAGGAUGGGCCUCCAGCACCGGCCGGCCUCCAUGCCUCUGGAGAGGGUUCUGCAGGGCCGGCUUACUGUAUCCUCCUCUGAACAAGAUAGACCUGACACUGGUGCCGACACUAUAAUAGAUCAGUUUUUGGAAAGGCCAAGGUCUGCUUCUGUGGAUCUCCUCAUUGAAACCUCUGAACUCCCUAAUAACACGAUCCACCCUACACAAAAGGUCCAGCAGAGAGCUACUCAGAAUGUAGAAACAAAUGAAAAUACUUACUUUGUUAUAGGAGGACGCGGUGAGACUUGCACUGAUGUCCUUACAGAACCCGUUGGGCAUAGAUUAACUCUGCAAACCAAAGCUCUUUCUCAAAAGCCUACAGAAGGUCAUUUGAGACUCUUGGAUCAACUUGACAGUCAUGCUAGUUUGCAGACUGAGAUCCAUCAAAGGGAAUCUCCUAAAAGUAACAAAACAAGCCAAGCAGCUUCUUCUUCCUCUUCAAGCACCAAUGCCAUAUCUCCACUUCCACCCAUAUUACAUCUGUCUAAACACCAGGAUCACAAGUCACUUCAGGACAGUGAUCUCUCUCACCUCAUUGAUGCUGUGUCUUUAGGCGACGAGUAUGACACAUGUGGGUCGAUAUCAGCUCUUAUUGGUCAGUUUGAAGUUACUGCUGAACAGAGUAACUUGAAUCUGUCCUCAGGGUCGCAACUCUCUCACUUGUCUGUUCCACCAAUGGAUAGCCAACUUUUCAGCACCCCACAAAAAAAUACCCUCAACUCAUCACUAAAAGCCCAACAGCCUAUUGAAAACCUCCCUUGCAGUCCUGAGACUACUGAAUCAACUGUCUUCACAAUUCUAGAUGAGCAAGUGCUUUCUCCUGUUUGUGCAUAUGACAUACAUGUUCAGCCUAUUUGCAAUAACCUAGAGAAAUUGGAGUGCACAUCCUCACGUGACAGAGGAUGCCCUCAUCUAACCAAGAUACCUUUCAGACGAAUAGUAGAGAACAGUGGGUGGGGAACUCAUGGAGAUAAAAGCUACAAUGUCCAGUGCCAGUCCCCUGCAUUUUCAAGAACCCAGCAAUAUGGAUGUUACAAAGACACAUCAAUAAACAGUACAGCUUCAGAGCGAUUUCUUAUGUGUCAUGACACUGCCAGCAGCAGCUUGAUGGAGGUGGAGGUCAAUGUGGAUGGAGAUCCUUUGGAUUCAACUUUGGAAACAACUCUGGUACCAUCACCUCAUGAGUUACUACAGAAUUCUCUAAAUUUACUCCCGUCAAGCAAAAAUGUAUAUAAACUACCUGAGACAUCACUGUUUCAUAGUUACUUCCCUCAUCAGACCUUCGAUGACAGCACUCAUCAGUUUGACUUCACAGUUAACCAGCCCCAGACAGAUAAUUACAACAGAAGUAAUACUACCAUAUCAGACCAUUUUAAUCCUGGUAUGAACAAAGAGAUCACUUAUAGCAAUAGGCACAUUGAGACUAAAAAAAAAAAUAGUAUGAUUUGCAAGGGAAACCAGUUUCAGAAUGGGUUUUCUUCCUCAGAAUGUCUUUUAAGGACUCAAGACAUCUACUCUCAAACACAAAAUGGCUCUUACAUGCCUGGGUCUGAUUGUGAUACAAUAUAUAGCUCUGUGGAAUACAGAGAUACCUUUGCUCCACCACAGCAAUAUAAUAAGUCCUUGCAACAAAACCAAGCUUUGAAACCAUCCCAUCCUGAAAUAUUCAAAGGGAUUUAUCUUGUCGGAUCCCCAGUCCCAACAACUCCAAGUCCUUGUAAGUCCAAGAGCUUAGGUGACUUAACAUCUGAGGAUAUCUCGUGCAACUUCCAAAGCAAAUACAAGGUCAUCAGUCGAAGCUUUAUCACUCCAGCUAUGCGAGACCAGAAAAAGAUAUGUGGCCAGUUUAAUCAGUCACAGGCUUCAGACACCCUGACAGAACAGCUUCGCAAGCUGGUGACUUUAGAUGAGAUGGACCCUCCCAGAAGCAGAAUCCCCUCUCAGCUACAACCUACUCCCAAAUCUCUUUCAGUGUUUCCAGCAGUGCCGUUGAAUUCUGUUGUUUCAACAGAUAUCUCAAAUGACCCUCCUCCAUUCCUGUCACGAAAGCUUUCAUCACGUAGUCAGAGUCGGGUACGUCACAUAGCCAGUCGUGCCCGAGAAAGGCAGCAGGAAGCACUCAAAUUACGAUCUGCGGUGGGGACUUCUGAUGUGGUUCUUCGCAAUAAGACAGUCUGUUCUCAAAGUCCCCUUAUCAAUAGGCAUUCUACUGGCUCGUACAUUGCUGGGUACUUGGGGCAGGCAGGGCUGGAGGACCGUGGCUUGCCUGAGGGAUCCUGCAAAAAACUUUGUUAUGGCUACUAUGAUCAAGGUUAUGUUGAUGACUCUGUGAUCCCUCAUAAUUCCUGUACUCCCUCUGAGCCUGAGGUCUACUUCCUUUUAAGACUUUAAAUUGCCUGUAUAUGAACUUACUGACAUUGCUAACACAGUUUUUAAAUAUUUUUCAGACCAUAAGGCUGUACUUGUGCUUUCAGAAUACAUACUGUACUACAAGCUCUUCUUUAAUGAAAAAUAGUGCACUCUAAAGCCUAAGUACAGAUAUAAAAAAAGAUCUAAGUCAAAGCUUCCAGUAUUGUGUAAAUAUUGUCUUAUAUCCUGGAGAAGCAAAUUCUCUUCAUAGAUUCACUCCACCAAAUUAGUCCAAGUCAAGCUUUUAAAUGUCGUCAUUUGCAAUAUGUAUUGGAGAAUAACAAGUUUGAUUGUUACAAUUGUAUUUUUUUUUUAAAGUGUAUCUUUUGGUCUCUUGUUUGUCUCUUUUCCAAUGGUUAUUCACUUAUAAGAGGGGCUUCCAUUCUGAAAUAUAUAAUUUAGUUCCUUUUCUUGGAUCUUUUUAUGUUAUUCAUCCAUGGUGUUUGUACUGUAUAUACUGUAUAUGUUGACAUAUUUGUCAAAUGUGCCCUAUUUUUAAGGCCCUAUGGGUUUUAAAUUUUAAAAGGACAUGUGGUGUUACAGCAUGUGAACUGUGGACAUGUUCAGCAUGACUAUGCACAGAUGAUAGGUAGACAUGUCUGUGCCCUGUUUACGUGAAAUUUUCAUUUCAUUCCAUAAUCAAAGAAAAACAAAAACUUUCCAGCUGGGUUUGCUUACUAUUUCUUUUAGGCAUGCAUUAAAUAAUCAUUACCAAUACAUCAUUUUCAAGGUUGAAAAACUAAAGGGUUAAAGUUUUUAUUUUUGUAAUUGUUUUGAUACAGAUAGCAAAAAAAGGACAUUUGAUCUGAUAUUUUUUUCCCUUAUAAAGCAUUUUACUGUAUCUGCAUAACUAGCCUGACACAGUUUCAGGAGGGGGUUGUUAACUGAACAUGUUGUGUUUUUAAGUUUGUCUUAAAGGGCAUUAUUAUUAUUAUUAUUUUUUUUUUUUUGCUCAUCAAAUGCUUCAGAGCAUUUUCUUACCAAUGCAAUAAAGUACUGUUUGUCAUUAAAUUAA